This is a messenger RNA of Coprinopsis cinerea okayama7#130, 1959 nucleotides long. RefSeq lists its product as hypothetical. The coding region runs from base 1 to 1959 and encodes 652 amino acids. The record is from RefSeq and is a predicted model, not a curated record. The transcript has 5 exons. Lineage: Eukaryota; Fungi; Basidiomycota; Agaricomycetes; Agaricales; Psathyrellaceae.
AUGAGCGUUGUCAUCGAAUGUACCCGCUCUUCAUUGCCGUCGGUUCAUGACGAGUUGAUUGAGCACGAAGAGCACCAUGACCGCUUGACGACGCUCACCUCUCCCAGCUUCUCCACAUUGACUUCUACUCUGCGGUCACCGAGCUACUCGACGUUGGUAUCCCAUGGACGAGAAGGGUCCCUAUUCGAUGGCUCGGAUACGCAGAGCCUUCAAACCCUUGUUGCGAACGCCAGGCCCAAAGAACCUCGCUACACGUUCGGAGCCGCUCCCAAGCCCGACCAGCUUUCGCACUCCUUCCAAUUGCGCAGUGGCAAAAAUCGGAAGCCAUGGGCGAGCUUUUUCAUAGAAGACCCUGAGAUGGUGGAUAAUCGCGGGCCCAAGAAGAUCGUGAAGGUGAUGGGUGGUGAUGUCGUCUCGGGCCUGGUGGAACUCGACCUAGAGACUCCGCAGGCAAUUGCAUCCAUCAAGUUCAACAUCAAAGCCAAACUUUUGACUGGGUUCUUGAGCGAGUUCCAUCUCUCCAUCCUCGACCAUUCAUACACCGUAUGGGACCGUUCAUACGGUGACCCGCGACUCGAGAAGGGCAACAACAAGUUGAAUGGGAAGCUCAGUAAGGGGGUUUACCACUUUCCUUUCUCAUUCCGGAUCCCCAACCACACCAACACGACUACACUUGCUGCGGCUGACGACGAAGUCUCCCUACAAAGGACCGACUCUGGCCCUGUUUACCUGCCGCCCAAGAAAGGAACUAUCUUCCGUUGGAAUAAAAGCAGCCCUCGUGGGCCCGAUGGUAUCGCCGCCGAGCAGGAAGUGUCGACGUCGAGCAGAGUCAAUAGUUCUUUCGAAGGGGAUGGAACGGGCGACGUGCAUGUCCUUCCUCCGUCCUUCCGGUCUCGAGGAACCAAUGCCAACAUAGAAUAUGUCCUAUCUCUCUGCAUCUCUCACGGCAAGCUUCGAGGUGAUAGCAAGCUUAGAGUCCCGAUGUACUAUAUCCCAUCCGUUCAGCCGAUCCCAUCGCCCGUCAAGCGGUUCUCUUCAUUCCAGUACUCCAGCCCCUUGACCGACCCUAAGGGAUGGGUCGAACUCCCGCCAAUCACAGUCUCGGGGACCAUUGAUAUCGAGAAAGACGUAGAAUUUGAGUGUGGUUUGUGGCUUGCUCAACCAUUGUCCUACUCUCGGGGAACGGUCAUUUCGUGUUUUAUGACGAUCUCCAGCGACGACGUGGAAGCCCUCGACCUUGUUGCCACCCCCGAAUCCUUAAACGUCCGACUCUCUCGCACCGUGAAUUACUCGAUAAACGGGAAGCUCUGGGACAGCUCGCUAAUGGCAGUCCACACAUCCAUUCGAGAGAUAACCGGGGCCCAUAUGGCCAAUGUUGCGCAAUCCGUCUUCGAGAUUGUCGGGUCCGCGGACGAAGCGGCGAACGAUAAAAGUACUGUACCCGACGGAGAGCAAACCCGCGCGUACGGCAAACUCCCAGCACUGACAGGCUCUGUACCAGUGGAGUCUGCGAUUUGGUGGCUGCCACCGCAGGAUGAAGAGUUCUGCAGCCCAACCCUGCGGGUCUUCCAAGGGGAGAUCCAUCUAGUCGAGGAUCUCUAUCCCACCAGUUUAUUCCCCAAUUUCUUGAUUCGGUAUGCUGUUGAAAUGCUUCCAUUCGACUGUCCUUCGUUCCAACCCACGAUGCCAACACCGGAAUCGUCGCCGAAAAAAUCAAAGGGCAAAGGACCUUCAAUCAAGGUUCCAUAUCCGCGCAAACGACCUUAUCUUCGCCGGGAGGUGACAAUUGCUAGCGUACCGCGCCUUGACGAACCUACCGCCAUUGCGUUUACGGACCGCCCGACAGAGAACCGUAGGCUCAAAGUGAUGGAUGACCCAGUCUCGUGCUUAACGCUUGAUGACUGUCUUGGGGCGGCCACGACGGCCUUUGGAGGUGCUAUGAGAAAUAUGGCCAUCUAG